Dreissena polymorpha is the source of this 972-nucleotide messenger RNA. Its product is annotated as sushi, von Willebrand factor type A, EGF and pentraxin domain-containing protein 1-like. The record is from RefSeq and is a predicted model, not a curated record. The transcript is spliced from 5 exons. Bases 1 to 972 code for a protein of 323 amino acids. NCBI's taxonomy places the organism in Eukaryota, Metazoa, Mollusca, Bivalvia, Myida, Dreissenidae.
AUGAGACAAACAGCUAUUAAAUUGUUUGUGACAUUUUCUGGUUUGAACAAACUAGACUGUGGACCAUUCCCUUUGAUACAAAAAGUCAAAGAAGUCCUGGGAAACCUGGCGACCAUUGGCACCAAGAGACUUGUCGUCUGCGAGAACAACAAGAGGGUAACAGUCACGUGUCUUGCUUCAGCGAAGUGGUCUCAUGGAGAACUGACUUGUCUAGUCAACUGUGGCAAUGCUCCGACUGUACAAAAUGCAACCUCAACUUCUUCUAGCGAAUCAUGGCGUGAUAGCAUAGUUACAUACACGUGUCAAACAAACUACGCCAAGUUUCCUACUACUGCACAGAACUCCGUCGAGUGUAUGCCUGACGGACAAUGGUCAAAUAUAACGUUCAUAUGUAAAUUCAAUUGCGGUGAGCCGUACGUUAAGCAUGCGCAAGCUUCAUUUAACUCAACGUUUGUGGGAUCUCAAGUGACGUAUACGUGUAACGAGGGUUAUGUACUACAACCGCAAGAUGCAAACACGUCCAGAUUCUGCAUAGAGCCAACGUUCUGGAGUCUGCAGAAUUUUACGUGCCUUGCAAACUGCUCCGAGCCGCGAUCAAUAGACAAUGCGACGAUGGCGUUCAAUUCCACUCUUCAAGGAAGCAUGGUCAAUUACACGUGUAUUGAGCCAACUGCGGUAUACCAGCCCGAUUACCCUUCGGACUUUUAUUGCAAUGAAUUACGACAGUGGGAACCUACCACUGCAUAUGAGACAAUUUCGUGUGAACUUUAUUGUAAAACACCGCCCAGUAAAGAAAAUGCCAACAGGCCCAACAGCCUUGUCACAUUUUUGAAUGGCACGGCGAAAUAUUCUUGCAAUCGGGGUGCACGAUUCGACACAUACCCACCCAAUGACACAAUUGUUUGUGAGCGGCCAACGGAAUCAAAUGAGUGGACACAGCCCAACUUUGAAUGCAUCAGUAAGAAAAUGUGA